This is a messenger RNA of Saccharomyces kudriavzevii IFO 1802, 2025 nucleotides long. RefSeq names its product transcription factor TFIIIC subunit TFC6 (gene TFC6). NCBI's taxonomy places the organism in Eukaryota, Fungi, Ascomycota, Saccharomycetes, Saccharomycetales, Saccharomycetaceae. Gene Ontology annotation, biological process: transcription by RNA polymerase III. Gene Ontology annotation, molecular function: protein binding. Bases 1 to 2025 code for a protein of 674 amino acids. The record is from RefSeq and is a predicted model, not a curated record. The transcript has a single exon. Gene Ontology annotation, cellular component: transcription factor TFIIIC complex.
AUGGCAGCGAUACCUGCGAAGAAAAGAGGAAGACCAAGGAAGCCUGUGGUAGCUGAGGUUUCCUUUGAUAGUUCAUGCGGAUCUGCAUCUGAAGAUUCAGGAAAUAAAAGGCCUAAGAGAAAGGCUUCGAAGAGGGCGGCUACAAAUCUGGCGCAACUGGUAAGUGUUGAUCGGGAUGAUAUGAUAAAUACUCCGCAAGUCAUCAAUGUUGAUGACGGUGACGAUGAUGAUUUCAUAAUGAAUGAGGAUGAGGAUAGUGACGAAGAGGAAGAUGUUAAUAUGAGAGGCGAGGAUGGAUUAGAGGCAUCUGUAAAUGAAGUGUCGGAUCUAAAUAGUAAUGGAAGUGGUAACUUUGAUCGACCAUAUGGCAAGAGGAAGACUACACACAAAGAAAACGCAAAGAAAAAUCCAGUCAAAAAUGUCCCGAUGAAGGGCAACUCCCGGGGGUCAAGCCUAGAACAAAAGGGUCGUCCCAUUAGACUCUUAAAGGAUCUUUCCAGUGCAAGGGAUAAGAUUGAAAGAAUUUACGGACUCAAUACAGCAAAGUUAUUACAGUUAGCAAAAGUGAAAGAGGGUUUCGAGGCUAGCGUUUUCAAUUUCUCAUUGGAAAGUAUUCAGCCGGAGUCCCCGUAUUUUGUAUGUCCACAACCACCAUGUAAAAUGGAAAGUGUAUACGAUAAAAUAAUCGUGAAUGGAAACAAAACUACAUAUCAUGAAAUUAAUAAGAUAGAGUUUGAGAAUAUGGUUGAAUUAAGGAAAAAAAGGUUGAAACUACUCAUUGGGGAAGUCGAUGCAGACAUGUCUACUGAUGAUAAAAUAGAGUUCCCAAUACUUCCCAACGGCAGAAGAAAUGGGUUUAUCUACAAUGUGGGAGGAUUGGUAACGGACAUCGCCUGGCUUAACAUAGAGAAUUGCACCAAUCAAGAUAAAAACAUUCAAUAUCUUGCCGUUGCGAUAUCACAAUACAUGGAUGAGCCUUUGAAUGAACAUUUGGAAAUGUUUGAUAGAGAGAAACACUCCUCCUGCAUACAAAUUUUUAAAAUGAAUACGUCUACUCUGCAGUUCAUAAAGGUUCAAACUAUUGUGCACACAUUUGGAGAGGUGUGGGACCUCAAAUGGCACGAAGGAUGCCGGGCACCUCAUUUGAUCGGCUGUUUAUCAUUUGUCAGCCAGGAAGGAACAAUAAAUUUCUUAGAGAUAAUUAAGAGCUCCAACGAUCUUCACGUGUUUAAGAUAUGUGAGAAGCCAUCCCUGGUCUUGUCAUUGGCAGACAGUUUGAUAACUACUUUUGAUUUCCUUUCUCCUACAACCGUGGUUUGUGGUUUGAAAAAUGGAUUUGUGGCAGAAUUUGAUUUAACUGACCCAGAGUUGCCUUCGCUAUAUGAACAAGUCCAUGAUUCAUAUAUAUUAUCCAUUUCAACAGCUUAUUCCGAUUUUGAGGAUACGGUCGUCAGCACAGUUUCGGUGGACGGUUUUUUUUACAUUUUCAAUCCGAAAGACAUAGCUACGACAAAAACGACCGUGUCUAGAUUUAGGGGAAGUAAUUUGGUUCCAGUAGUUUAUUGUCCUCAAAUUUACUCAUAUAUUUAUUCUGAUGGCGCCAGUUCAUUAAGGGCUGUGCCGCCAAGAGCUGCCUUUGCAGUCCAUCCCUUAGUAUCACGGGAGACGACUAUAACGUCCAUUGGAGUUUCAAGACUACAUCCAAUGAUUCUUGCUGGAUCCGCUGAUGGGAAUCUGAUUAUAACGAACGCAGCUAGACGUCUUUUACAUGGUAUUAAGAACUGUUCCACCACUCAAAAGUCAUUAAGACUUUGGAAAUGGGAUUAUAGUAUAAAGGAUGACAAGUAUAGGAUGGAUAGUACUUACGAAGUCUAUCCAUUGACAGUUAACGAUGUGAGUAAAGCUAAAAUAGACGCACAUGGAAUUAAUAUAACAUGCGCCAAAUGGAAUGAAACAAGCACGGGAGGUAAAUGUUACGCAUUUUCUAACAGUGCCGGCCUGUUGACGUUUGAAUAUUUGGGGUAG